Molecule: messenger RNA, 3576 nt
Organism: Pisolithus orientalis
Lineage: Eukaryota; Fungi; Basidiomycota; Agaricomycetes; Boletales; Pisolithaceae
Product: heterokaryon incompatibility protein-domain-containing protein
Exons: 18
Coding region: 1-3576 (1191 amino acids)
Source: RefSeq, a predicted model, not a curated record
AUGCGCCUAGUUGGCCGUGAGGCAAGAUCAAGUGAGGUUUUCAUCAUUCCGGAGAGUGAGGAUUUAGAUGCGUUGUCCCUCUCCCAUGCACAUGUGCCUGCCGUAUGGCGGAGCUUGACUAGGGACAACGUGCAACGAACGUCGACUAAAAACUUCUUCCCGCAUGGAUCCCAGCUUCCUGUUAAUAUUAAAUUGGCAUCUCUGUACCUCUACCCACAUCUAUCGUCUCCAGAACUGUGCUACUUCUUCUUUGAGUCCUUCGCCACUGAAGGGAAGAUGAUACGGCUGCUUAAUGUACAAGCUGUUUUUUCUAUCGAGAGUGGGAAAGACACGAUCCACCCCAACGUUUUGGAAGAGUUUGUCGAUGAAGGCAUCGAAUACGCCAUACUAUCGCAUCGCUGGGGAGAGGAGGUCAACUAUGAUGAGAUGGUCAAACUGAAUACCAUGACGAAGGAGGAGAGGAACAAAGUCAGGGAGCACCAAGGCUACCGCAAGAUUGUCAAGAGCUGCGAGCACGCCGCGAAGGAUGGUUUCAGGUGGCUAUGGGUCGAUACGUGCUGUAUCGAUAGGCGCAGCAGUUCAGAGCUCUCCGAGGCCAUCCGUUCCAUGUACCGAUGGUACGAAAACUCGAAGAAGUGUUACGCGUACCUCCACGACGUCGAAAGGCGGACCUUUCCUACGAAACAAGACAAUGAGACGUACAACAAUUCUACUGGAUGGCCCGAGUGGUUCUCGCGCGGUUGGACACUCCAGGAGCUGAUAGCCCCGACAGAUGUUCAGUUCUUCAAUAAGGAAUGGGCACCUCUGGGCAGCAAGCAAAAGCACGCGUCUACUCUGCACAAAAUUACACGGAUCCCGGAGAGUGUGUUGAAGGGUGCCCUAUCUCCGAGUCAGGUUUGCGUGGCCCAAAUAAUGUCUUGGGCUGCAGAUCGGAAAACGACUCGGGUUGAAGAUCGGGCAUAUUCCUUGUUGGGAUUAUUUGGCGUGAAUAUGCCCAUGUUGUACGGAGAGGGCAACAAAGCAUUUCAGCGCUUACAGUUACAAAUCAUCCGGGUGUCCAACGACCAAAGCAUCUUUGCUUGGGACCCCCGUGGUAGAAUCCGGCGGUCCGGACUGGUUCUGGCAGAUGAUCCAAGCUACUUUCAGGAUUGUCAUGAGGUCAGGAUGGUAGGACCGGAUGAUUUCAUCAAAUCCCUCAAACAACAACUUCAGUUCGACAAGCGUGACAUCCCUGGGGAAUGGCGCCCUGCUAGCGCCCAACAACUUCACAAAUAUACCGUCACCAAUGGAGGUAUCGAAAUAUGCAUGCCACUUACUCCAUAUAACGACUUCCCAACCAUCUAUAGAGCAACAUUGGCAUGCAUGCAACGUGACGGCACUCUGCUCACCAUCGACUUGGAGUCCCGCGGGUCCAACUAUUAUAGAGCUUUCGGUGCGACCAAUAUUUCUCAGAAAAUUCCAGAAUUUAGCGAUCUCUAUCUCGCCUGUCAUCGGGACCCGAAAUGUUGCAUUAUCACGCUUGACGAGAGGACAAUGCCUCACUACGGUUUUACUCGCUGCGGCGCUUUCCCCCCUGUCAUCAAUGGGGACUGCGUUGCAUUAUCGUCGCUAACAAGUGAUCUAAUUGUCAUGGUGUAUUCCAGCGCCAAGGUCAAAGCUCGCUUUGCGGUUGGGCUUGGGUACUACUUUCGUGAACAAUGGGUACAUGUCGUGUGUGACGAUGAAGGGGACAGUGACUUACGGCCGGAGGAUUAUGCCAAGAAAGUCCAUACACAGUUGUGGAACGCGCGUGCAAAGCUUGCUAGACACAUGCCUCAUGAACAACAUCGACUACUCUGGUCCCCCUUUAGAACAGAAGUCGACUGCUAUAUCAAGCAUGCCCACCUACCGCGGUCGAUUUAUGCUGCAAAGAUCAUUUAUGGCGAAUGGAAAGAAGGCUACACCACAGUCACCAUUGACGUUGACCAAUGCACUGGGUGCUGUUAUGGGCCCCUCAAGUGGAAGACUACUGCGAACGCUACGGACGGCCUUUCCAUGUCCGGUCUCCUGAAAGUUGAUAGUGCCAACAACCAUGGGCACUGGUUACUCGUUGAUGGGAUUGAUGUACAGUUUCUGGAAUGUGCUACCCAGAAGAUCGCGCUUGGUGACUAUGGCGAUUGGGACUACAACAGUGAAGGCUUUACACAUAAAGGCAAUAUUUUCGAAGAUCUCGAGUUACUGCCAGAUACGCUCGAUAUUGACACAGCGAAUUCCGUCCAUCGCCAAUUCAAGCGGAUGGUUUCCAGUUUUGAUGGGAGAGAUGAAAUAGGCGACCUCGUAGAAACAUUCACUAGUCUGUCCACUAGACCCGCGUUGGUUUUGCGCCGACCAAUCGGCUUGUCGCUUCCAAACAGCCGACAACUCGUGCUACUCCUGAAAGCCUUGUCUACUCGCCUUGCGGACAAAUACCUAGUGACGACAGUCGUACAAUGCUCAGCAUACAGAACAACUAAUCCCGGCAGUGAGUGGACUGGGAAGAAUGAGACAGGCGAAAGCGGGCCCUCAGAAAGUCAAUCUGGAUCUACGGAAUCAACUAGCAUUCCCGCCUUGUAUAGCAUUGCCCAGCCCCAAGUGUGGCGUCGAGACACAGCCGAUACAGGGAGGAAAGAAUUGUUUAGAGAAAUUCGCAAACAGUUCUACGUCCUACUGAACUCGGUAGGACAGUUGGGCGGCGAUGCUAAGAACGCACUCGAGCUUUUCUCGAAUAUGUUUGGUGUUAAGUAUUUGCGAAAUUAUGUUGGUGAUAUCACCCUCCAGGAGUUUGUAUCACUCUUAGGACUUCAGUCAAGCUGUGAACCUCCUUCAGCAAGGGCGAAAGACACACCUUCCACAAGAUCCCGCAAUCUAGCUGAUGACAAGGAACUCAACACAGCGCAGGACCUACGUGUUGGGGCUGUAGUAGAGCAAAUGCUAAAGGUUACCCAGACUGACAAGCCAACUCUUGAGUGCCCCAAUAGAGAAAAAAUGAAGCAGGAGGCAGUAUCUAUAUCAAAAACUCUUGGUUUUAGGGUGCUUAAGGAGUAUUACCGCAUUGUCGAUGCGUGCUUGCACUCUGGUGUAUCGGCACAUGACAAGGCAGUUAAGGCAGACAGGGUAAAAUGCAGUAUUGACUACGCCUGUUGUGUUAGUCCAGAGUUGCAACAGAUAAAAAGCUUGCAGGCGAAACUCAGUGCGUCGAACAAUGAGGACGAAAAACGAGCGCUAGAAGAAGAUAUCACGGGGAAGAUCCUAUGGCUGUGCUGGGAGGGUAUUCGUCUGGAAGUGGUCGAUUGCAUUGUAAGAAACGAAAAGCUGUCCUACCAAGUGGCGGAGGCACGAGGGCAGGCUCUGCAUGAAAUCAGAGCGAUAUUCCAAGAAGCUCUCGCUGAACCUGUAAAUGACGAUCAGGCUCAUUUGCGGCGGAUCAUGGCCGAUGCCGAAGCACGCACUUCGAAAUACGACUUACUGCAUUCUGCACUAGCUGUGCCAACUUUGGGUCACAAGAAACUAGAGCUGCGAGUGCACUGGAAGAACAUGGCCAACAACCAGGUUAUGUAG